Molecule: messenger RNA, 963 nt
Organism: Stomoxys calcitrans (stable fly)
Lineage: Eukaryota; Metazoa; Arthropoda; Insecta; Diptera; Muscidae
Exons: 3
Coding region: 1-963 (320 amino acids)
Biological process (GO): DNA integration
Molecular function (GO): nucleic acid binding
Source: RefSeq, a predicted model, not a curated record
AUGACAUUCAAUGAAGUGUUUGACAACAGCUCAUUGGGCCUUUGCACUAAGACAAAGGUACACAUCAAGUUACUUCCAAAUGCAAAAGAGGGUUUUAUACCCAAACGUCCAGUUCCAUAUGCGGUACGCAGUGAAAUUGAAAUGGAACUACAACGUCUGGAAAAUGCAGCUACGAUCAAGCUAAUGGACGAGUAUUGUUCACAUUUAGGAAACCCCGAGCAACUGGUAUUAGAUAAUGGUACUCAGUUUUGUUCCAGCGUUUUUGAACAAUGGUGUAAUGAAAGAGCCAUAACACAUACUCGAACUGUUCGUUUCCACCCCAGCUCGAACGGUCAAGCCGAAAGGUUUGUCGACACUUUCAAACGAGCACUCAAGAAAAUGGAAAAGGAAGGAACGACAGCGGAAAUUCUUCAAAGAUUCUUAGAGGUAUACAGAUCCAUACCAAACUCAAAUUCGCCGAAAGGUGCAUCGCCAGCGGAAGCAUUUUUAGGACGCAAGAUGAGAACCAUAUUUGACGCUCUCAAACAGCCUUCACCAUCGCUUCUAGAAAGGAACCUGAAAAUAGAGAAUCAGUACAACUGCAAACAUGGAACUAAGUCAAAAUCGUUCAAGCAUGGAGAUCUUAAUAGGCAACGUCCCCUACAAAACAUUGAUAUGGAUAGGGAAUCGGAAGAUGAGAUAAUUAAAGCACAUUCAGAUCAGCUUCGAACCAGGAUAGCAGAUGUGCAACCAUCACCAGACAACACAUUAUCUCUGGACAUUCUACUUCAAGAUUUCGAGAUUCGACAAACAUCAGAAGAAAACUCACCUCUUGUAUUACCUUCUAAUGUUUCGACAUCAUCACCGCCGCCAACGGAUGAGUUCAUUACUCCUCCAACUUCACCAAUCAAAAACCAACCAAAAACAAUCACCCAAAGAAGACAACCUGUAGAACCAAUCAGCAGGAGCCCGGUUCAAACUUAA